AUGCCAGGAGACUUGGGAAAAGCAACGGGACAACACGGCACCGCCAGACCGUCUGCGCGCGGCAGCAGACCACGAGGAACGAGCAGCACAGAACCCCCGGAGGGGCCCCGCGGAGCAGCCCGCAGAAGAGCCCGCAGAGUAGGAGAGCAGUGGGGAUAUGCGAACCACAGCAGGUGCAGGGACGCGGAGGAGGAGCAGACCACGAGCAGCCAGACUGAGGACAGCAGGGCCACGCGCACGAGCAACACUCCCGUAGAAUCUGACCGGGAUGACUUAUCUGUGGCAGGGGUGCAGCCUUUUAAAGAGGAGAAAGAGCUGGAGGUUUUGGAGAAAAGACAUUCAGAUCUUUGGUUAAACGAAAAACGGGCAAACAAUCUAGAAGACAGUGUGAUUGAGUUUGAUGAAGAUUUGGCCUCAGAUCCAUUAGAUUCGGAAUAUGUCCCACCUAUAUCUUUGAGUGCUGCACUUCAUACAGAGAGACAGGUCCUGGCAGAAUUUAACCAGAUCACCAGCUCCAAACUGGGCAAUGAUUUCGUUGAAGCAUUGGAUUGCCUAACGACACAGUUCAUCAAGCUCUUUAAGGCCAAAAGGGGGUCUGCUGGCGCUAAGCUUUCCAAGAUUGUCCGGCACCUCGAUUCCUGUCAGAGGAGAUGGGGAAAGGAGAAAGGUACACAUCAAAAGAGAUGGUGGAACUGCAGGAAAACCCUGGUGACCGAGAGAUCCUUAAAGAUUAUAAUUCUGUGA
Knipowitschia caucasica is the source of this 744-nucleotide messenger RNA. The record is from the annotation of a GenBank genome assembly. Lineage: Eukaryota; Metazoa; Chordata; Actinopteri; Gobiiformes; Gobiidae.